Emericellopsis atlantica is the source of this 1033-nucleotide messenger RNA. Its product is annotated as putative nucleoside-diphosphate-sugar epimerase. NCBI's taxonomy places the organism in Eukaryota, Fungi, Ascomycota, Sordariomycetes, Hypocreales, Bionectriaceae. The transcript has 3 exons. The coding region runs from base 58 to 771 and encodes 237 amino acids. The record is from RefSeq and is a predicted model, not a curated record.
CCAUAAGCACGCUGAAGAAUCAAGCCAAUACUCCCCAACGAUCAACAUCCCGCGACCAUGAAAGUCAUCAUCUCAGGUGCCACGGGCUUGGUCGCGACCGCAGUUGUCCAGCAGAGCCUCGCCCAUCCCAAAAUUUCCAAGGUCAUCGCCCUCUCGCGGCGAGCCGUCGAGCUCCCCGACAAUGUAAACAGCAGCAAGCUCAAGCAGGUGCUCAUCAAGGAUUACAACGAGUAUCCAGAAGACAUACUCGAAGAGUUGCGCGGCGCCCACGCGUGUAUUUGGACUGUUGCAAUCACACCAUCAAAGUCGAUGACCUACCCGUGGGAAGAUGUGGUCAAGAUAUGCCAGACGUCCACCACAACGGCUCUCCACGCCAUGAUCGGCGCUGGCAUGGCAGAGCCAUUCCGCUUCUUGUACGUGAGCGGCGAUCGCGUUGAUCCCGACAGUCCGCCCAAGCCCGGGCCGAUGGGGCGAUAUAUACAACUGCGGGGCGAGACAGAGAACAUGGUGCGUCAAAUCGCGGAGCAGUACCAUGGCAAAGUCCAGGUCUGCAUCGCGCGCCCCGGCAUCGUGACGAGUGACGCAACCUACACGAGGGCCUUUUGGGGCUCAGCCGUGAGGACGCUCAACCCCGUUGCCAACGUCAGCCGUGACGAGCUCGCUGCUGCAAUGGUCGAUCAAGUGGUGAACGGGUUCGACAAGAAGGUGUUGGCAAACGCAGACUUGAAGACGAGGGGCCGUGAGGUCCUGACGCAGCAGGACCAGGGGUAAGAGCCAUAUCAGUUGUGAAUAAGUUCUUUGGGGUUGAGCACGUUCGACUGUCACUAUAGAGUAAUGUGAGUAUGAAACGUAACAUUUGAUUUUGCCAGCCUACUAAAACAGGUUGAGAGUGUCAAUCCAACGUAAUACAUGCGGUUGGCGCUUGAACAAUGAUCACAGCACCGUUGGACGGUGAUAGCUUCUCAUCCCAGAUUCCCUUCCAAUGCACCUUGCCACAGGUACUAGCGGCCUCUCUUUCGGAUUUAUUGUGACU